Chenopodium quinoa (quinoa) is the source of this 1069-nucleotide messenger RNA. RefSeq names its product histone deacetylase complex subunit SAP18-like. The record is from RefSeq and is a predicted model, not a curated record. The transcript is spliced from 6 exons. Gene Ontology annotation, biological process: negative regulation of DNA-templated transcription. The coding region runs from base 193 to 636 and encodes 147 amino acids. Gene Ontology annotation, molecular function: transcription factor binding; transcription corepressor activity. NCBI's taxonomy places the organism in Eukaryota, Viridiplantae, Streptophyta, Magnoliopsida, Caryophyllales, Amaranthaceae. Gene Ontology annotation, cellular component: nucleus.
CACUUGUAUUAGCUUGUUUGACUAGUCAAUCAGUUAAAGUUAGUCAAAUAAUAUAAUAUACCCCCAAUAAACUAACUACUAAACAGGGCCUAUGAAAUCGGUACAAGCACAAACCCAAACCCAAAACUUAAGAAAACACUCCAAAAAGUAAAAAAAAAAGGACAGCAGUAGAGAAGACAGAGAGACAGAAAAAUGGCGGGAGCAGCAGGAGUUCACCGGAGAAUGCCGCAACGUCCACCUCCGCCGUUUAACGCGCUUCCUCAACGUCCAUUCUACGUCGGUCGCGAAAAGACUUGCCCUUUUCUGCUUCGGGUUUUCACUAAGGUUGGGAGUCAUCAUAGCAGGGAAGACUUUGCAGGAAGAGGACAGUUGCCAAAAAAUGAAUUUCAAAUUUAUACUUGGAAGGAUGCUACUCUACAAGAGUUAACUGAUCUGGUAAAGGAAGUUACCCCAGCAGCUAGGAGGAAAGAUGCAAGAUUGUCUUUUGCCUUUGUGUUCCCGGGAAAACAAGGUCAUGUAGUGGUUAGACCUGUGGGGAAAACAUUUUCAUAUGGUAACAGGGAGAUAGAUGAUGGAAAAGCAUUGGCUCAACUUGGUUUACAGAUUGGAGACUACUUGGAUGUGGCAAUUUUUUAGACUGAUCUCCUACAGCAUAAAUUCGCUAACCUAACUAUUUGUCAGGACCAAGAUUAUCCAUGGUUGUUAUUCUACUCAAUAGAUUUGGGACGCUGAAAUUAGUCUUUUGGAAGCUUUACAGCUCCUGUGGUGAUUAACUGUCCUGUUAGAAGAAUAUUUAAGCACAUUAUCUAGCACAUAAUCUCCAAAGAUACUUGUUUUGCCCCUGUGCAUAUAUUAAAUGAAAUGGGUAUAUACUCGUUCCAGCUUUGGUUAGCUUUAUGAGGAUGGUAACAGUGUUUAACCCUGUACUGUACAUUGUGGCUCGUGUGAUUUAGUAUCAAUUUUAUGGUGCUCAUUGAGUAGCAAGUUCACAACCUUAUACUGGCCACUGAUACUUGGCUUCUUGCGGAUUGGAUCUUGAUAACUAGAUAUAUAUCUAUAGUCUGCAUGA